Messenger RNA from Nezara viridula (southern green stink bug), 1077 nucleotides. The record is from the annotation of a GenBank genome assembly. Lineage: Eukaryota; Metazoa; Arthropoda; Insecta; Hemiptera; Pentatomidae.
AUGAGGAAACUAUUCAGAACAAUUAAUCGUGUAUUAGGUUUACGCAAAUCUAUACAGAAUUCAUGUCAAUAUACAAUAAAUAAAACUAAAUUUCUUGAUCUUAAGAUUUCUAAUUCUUUUGAAGAUGCUGGCAAAAAACAAUUAUUCUUCUGUAAGUUUAUGUAUUUCACAUUUAUCGGAUUGGGAACCAAAAAUAAUGAAAAGAAGAAGAAGAAAGAAGAUGAACAAGAUAUACUUGGAAACAAAUGGAAAAGGGAAAAGGAUGUUUCACAACAUAUUGCUCUAGCAGAAGUUGCCCUUAAACAUGGAGAACCAAAGAAAGCUGAAGUAAUUUUACAAGAUGUGGUCCAGUUAUGUGGGACAGAGCCAAUAGUUGGGGUUUGUUGUGCCUAUGAUAUGCUAGCAACCAUUGCUUAUAAAGAAGGAAAUAUCUUAAAGGCCAAAGACAUACUGGAAAAGGUCAUAAAUUAUCUGAUAAGCUCUGGUACUGAUCCAAAUCAUGACAGGGUUGUUCAAUUCCGUUUGAAAUUGGCUCGAAUAUUAAGUAAAUUAGGAUUUUCUCAAGAUGCAGAAGACAAUUUCAAAGAGUGUUUAGAGAUUCAAAAAUUAAAGUCCCAAUCAGAAAUGUUAAAUGAAGAAUCUGAAAUACUUUGGAUCAAUACCCUCUUUUGGUAUGGAAAACACUUGAGCAACAAUAAAAAGUAUGUUGAAGCAAAGGAGUGCUUCGAUACUGCUUAUAAAAUCUCUGCCAGGACAAAAUCAUUGCUUAGUAGCCAGGUAAUGGUGAUUUUGUUUAACUUGAGUGAAAUGUCAUAUUUGGGCGGUCAAAAAGAUGAAGCUCUGCGGUAUCUUUUGAAUGCAGUUACACUUGGGCAGUUAACUAAUAAUUCAGAUCUACCAACAUAUUACAACAGAAUUGGUUUAAUAUACCUAAGUAAGGGACUUUUAAAUGAAGCUAAAAUAUGGUGUGAAAAUGGAAAAAAUAAAGGAAAACGUGGCCACAAUAAAAAUGCUCAAGCUGAGGGAGAAAGUUGUAUUAAGAAAAUUAAUGAACUAAUAAGAAUACCUAAAGCAUAG